UUGCUGGUGAACCGGGACCCGGGCCGAGGAGGGGCCGACCAAGGGGUUCGUGGGCAGCGGCUACAGGGAACCAAGCUUCCGGGCAAAGGAACAGGAGCCGCCCGCCUGGGAGCCCUCUCGGGACCCCCAGGGGCCUCGAGCGCAGCAUUCUCCAGCCCGCGCACGCCGGGUUUCUCAGAUCUCUUUUCCGGGUUGGCGCGCAGCCUUAUCUAGGCCAGCCGGCCGGUUGUCGGGGUAACACGGGAAUCAGCCCGAGGCCGGAGCCGCGUGGGCUUGGGGAGCACGGGGUCCGCGUCGCCCGGGGAGAAGGCACCUCUCGCCCGCCCUUGCUCUCGCCCCGCCGGGGCCGUCUCGGGGAAAGCAAACUGUCUCCCCGCCAUGAAGCCCAACUUCUCUCUGCGCCUGAGGGUCUUCAACCUCAACUGCUGGGGCAUUCCCUACCUGAGCAAGCACCGUUGUGACCGUAUGAAGCGCCUGGGAGACUUUCUGAAUAUGGAGAGCUUCGACCUGGCCCUACUGGAGGAGGUGUGGAGUGAGCAGGACUUCCAGUUCCUGAGACAGAAACUGUCUUUCAGCUACCCAGAUGCACACUACUUCAGGAGCGGAAUCAUUGGCAGUGGCCUCUGUGUCUUCUCCAAACACCCAAUCCAGGAAAUCAUCCAGCAUGUCUACACCCUCAAUGGCUACCCCUACAUGAUCCAUCAUGGUGAUUGGUUCUGUGGGAAGGCUGUAGGACUUCUGGUGUUUCAUCUAAGUGGACUUGUACUCAAUGCCUACAUAACCCAUCUCCAUGCCGAGUACAGCCGACAGAAGGACAUCUACCUAGCGCAUCGUGUGGCCCAAGCUUGGGAACUGGCCCAGUUCAUCCAUCACACAUCCAAGAAGGCAGAUGUGGUUCUUUUGUGUGGGGACCUCAACAUGCACCCAAAAGAUCUGGGCUGCUGCCUGCUGAAGGAGUGGACAGGACUGCAUGACGCCUACCUCGAGACCCAGGACUUUAAGGGCUUUGAAGAAGGCUAUACCAUGGUACCCGAGAACUACUAUGUCAGUCAGCAGGACCUGGGGCCGUUUCCCUCUGGCAUCCGCAUUGACUAUGUGCUUUACAAGGCAGUUUCUGGGUUCUACAUCUCCUGUAAGACUCUCAAAUCUACUACAGGCCAUGGCCCCUACAAUGGCACCCCCCUCUCUGAUCAUGAGGCCCUCAUGGCAACUCUGUGUGUGAGACAUAGUCCCCUCCAGCAAAACCCCAGCUUUGUCCAUGGACCAGCAGGGAGGUUACCAUUGAUCAGUGUGCUGAGGGAGGCCUGGACCGAGCUGGGGCUAGGCAUAGCUCAAGCUCGCUGGUGGGCUGCCUUCGCUGGCAAUGUGAUUGGUGUGGGGCUGCUUCUCCUGGUGUUGCUGUGUGUCCUGGCAGCAGAAGAAGGGGCCAGGGAAGUGGCCAUACUACUCUGGACCCCCAAUGUAGGACUGGUGCUGGGGGCAGGUGCAGUCUACCUCUUCCACAUGCAGGAGGCCAAAGGCUUGUGUAGGGUCCAGACUGAGCUCCAGCAUGUGCUGGGAAGGGAAAGUGAGGCCCAGGACCUGAGCUCAGAGGCUCAGCUGGCCCUGCUCCUGGGGCAGGACGGGAGACAGAGCUGAGGAUCAAUAAAGCUUGACAUACUAGUGGCUCUGCCUUUUUCCUCAUAGAGGCAGUGAUGAGAACCAAGGAUUAGUGUGAUUGUCACAAUGUAAACAUUAGGGCUCUGACACAUCUUCCGUCCCUGCACACCGCCGCACUCCCAUCAGCAUGCAUCCUAAACCCUAUCUGUAGCAGAAACAUUUUUAUUGUCAACAGUGAGGUUCCCUCCCAAGCAGCCCAGAUGAGCAGUGGUGGCACUGUCCUGGGAUGAGGUUGUUUCCUUUGUAGGGUAGAAGGCAGGUAGCCCACCAUUUUCUAGCCCUGGGCCCCAGUCCCUGAGGCCAGCUCGCUGAGCCUGCGUUCCUCCUGGAAACGAAUGAGGGCAUCCCGCUGGUUCACCACAUCUACCAACUUCCUCAGGACCUGCUCCUCAGCCUGCCGAUCUGCUGCUGUCUUUAGGGUUUCUGAAGGAAGAAGGUGAAGCUUACAGAACAAGGAACUGG
Molecule: messenger RNA, 2121 nt
Organism: Sciurus carolinensis (gray squirrel)
Lineage: Eukaryota; Metazoa; Chordata; Mammalia; Rodentia; Sciuridae
Gene: Smpd2
Product: sphingomyelin phosphodiesterase 2
Exons: 10
Coding region: 379-1638 (419 amino acids)
Cellular component (GO): cytoplasm
Molecular function (GO): sphingomyelin phosphodiesterase activity
Source: RefSeq, a predicted model, not a curated record